Molecule: messenger RNA, 871 nt
Organism: Blepharisma stoltei
Lineage: Eukaryota; Ciliophora; Heterotrichea; Heterotrichida; Blepharismidae
Source: the annotation of a GenBank genome assembly
AUGAACUCAAAUCUCCCUAUCCAAAUCAAAGUUGUAAUUCUCGGAGACUCCGGCGUUGGCAAAUCCAGCAUUAUCUUACGUUUUGUCUAUGACGACUUUAAAGGCGAAACAGAUUCCACCAUAGGAGCAGCUUACAAAGGCAAAGUCUACCAGCACAACAACUGCAAUAUCCAGUUCAAUAUUUGGGAUACUGCAGGUCAGGAAAAAUUCAAAAGUUUAGCAAAAAUGUACUAUAGAGAUGCAACAGCAGCAAUUUUGGUUUAUGAUAUCACAAAUUCACAGACCUAUGAUGGGCUGAAAGAAUGAUACAGAGAACUUAAAGAGUUUGGCCCAGAAGAUAUUAUUCUGUGUAUUGCUGGAAAUAAAGAAGACUUGGUGGAUUCAGAAAGUGUGCAGCUUGACACUGUUGAAGAAUUUGCAGAAUCGAUAGGAGCUUAUUAUAAGAGGACUUCUGCAAAAACUAAUUAUGGAAUUGAUAUGAUUUUUAAAGAAAUUGCUAAUAAAGUAUGUGCUGAUAAGAGGACAACCCAACAGACGAUUUUAGGCUCAAUGACACUUUUACAAGAAAAUAUACCUCAAAAGAAAAAAGGAUGCUGCUAACUCCUUAUUAAUAUAAAUAUUAUUAAGCAGAAUUAUUGAAAAAAAACAAAAUUUAAUAUUAUAUCAAAGAUUUGAAACAUAUUAAAAUAUCUUAAUUAAAAUUAAAGCCAGCUAUCAAUUUUUUUAAGAGUUGGGCUUAAUUUUGGGAAGUCUCCACACAUGGAAGAAUUUUCCACGUGUGGAGACCCUCCAAUUGUGCCAACAGAUAAUAUUAAAAAGAAAUUUUUAAGUUUUGAAAAAUAAUAGUUUUGUAUUCUCAGCAAUAGAGUAA